UGACGUUGUGGUGGGCAAGUGGUCGUCUGUCGUUCGUUGGGCUUGUCUGGUGGUGCUCCUGACGGGCUUAUGAGAAGUGCACUGUUCUGGUGGCAGGGCAUGGAAGGAAUGUAGCUGUUUUCUGCUCGUAAGGUUUGGUCGGGCUUGGUACAUGUGGCAAAUGUGGCCGUAGUUUUCGUCAUGCCGUCCUGGGUGCUGGAACGUCGGUGAUGUAGACAUUCGCUGACUUCCCUGCUUGUUUUAUUACUAGUCUUUUGCAUGCCAGUGGUCGAGAGAUGUGUGAAAAAAAAAAAAGAAAUGCUGAUUUGGGACCAGAUGCAGUUUGCUGUAACAUAAGGUAAAUUUUUAUUCAUAAAGGCGCUAUACUGAACGCGUACAUCAAUCGGGUGGGGAUGAAAGCAAGAAAUUUUGCUAUAAGUGCGUGUCUUAUCUCUUCCAUGCCGCUUGGCAUACUUUGUCGGCACUACUUAUGUAGAGUUAACAAGACGGUGAACAUCGCUACUCUACCCGCAAGGAAUGGGGCGUAGUUAUGUGUCGCCUGUAUGUGUCUGGUGGCAAGCUUGCAGGGGCACAAACAAUUUUUUUUUCUGUGGUUCGAAAAACGCGUGGGUUUCCCGUGCAGUGCACAUCUAUGACAAAAUGCCUUUCUGUCGACUGCCAUGUAUUAAGUGAUGUGUUCUACAGAGCGACGCUAGCUUGUGUAGACAUUAAACUGCAACACAACUACCAUUGCACACUCAUGCAAGUUGUUUUCCGAUGGAAUGAAUCCCAAAUACAGUUGCUAGCUUGUUAAAAAGAAAAAUAGUUUCUGGAAGCUCCUCCUGUGGACUUUCUGAAGCAGCGGCUUCAAACCUUGCAUUCUCGUCUGCUACUCUCGUGUCCCGCUACUUUUUCUGCAAGAGAGCACCGCUCUGUUUGCUUAAGAAGAUCAAAGGAGUGCUUCACAAAACUGCACUUCAUGAGGUGCUGGCAUAGCGGCAGUCAUCUUUCUAGACUGCCAUGCUCUUUUAUGCUGAAGCCUCUGGUGUGUGGCUGUUUGCAUUUCGGAAUACAGUGGCGUUGAAACUACAUUGUUAUAACCUCUCAUGACAGUGUUCUUAAGAUCAAAUUUUGAAGAAAAAAAAAACAAAGAAAUGGUACCUGCAAGAUAAGGUGAUGUAUCAAAAAUAAAGGCUGCACAGAUACAACAGCACAACCAAAGUGAAGAUAUGUUUUAGCAAAACAGCUCACUAAAUUAUGGCACACAACCAAGGGCAAUGCAUGUAGACAAAUAGCACAAAAGGCGAGAACAGCAAAGGCACACGUACAAUCACACAUAGCCUGCAAUUGGUUUUACUUUUAUGCAGCUUGUGUCGCCACAUAAGGUUCGUGCUUAUCCACCGCAGAAGUUAUACCUUAAUUAUGCAAUUUUUAUGAGUAUGCAUUAAAGUUCUUACAUGCGAUGACCAAAUGAUAACUCCAGAUUUAGGCAGAUGCACAGUAGAAAACAUCUAAGCAUUCAUGUCAUUAGUACAGCUAUGACGUGUGUAUUCGUUAAAAUAUUCAAAGCAAUCCUAAUCAAUCCAGGAGACUGCACUCAUUCAAAAUCCAGGAAGGUUCGCAAAGUUUUAAAAAGUAUCUCCUAAGAUACUAUUCCUAGAUCUACGUACCAGAUAGAUACCUUCAGAAAUUUGCUAUUUAGUGCUUAAAAUGAACAGCGUCAGUAAACGGACAUGAACGAAGCAUUGUGUUUUGUGAUACGUCACCUAAUCAGAUUUGAUUUCGAGCACAUUUGGAAACAUUAUCAUCAUGAUGACACCUACAAGAUGUACGUGCACAAGAUGAGUUCGAUACACUUUCGGCGGGCUCUACAUAUAACUAUACCAACGACAAUCGCUUUUUUCACACUCAUAAGUGUCAGUGUGGCUGACGGCUAAUGAUUUUAGAACCACUAAUAUACUAUUAACAUGUCAUGAACACAUACUAUUAAAACAUUAUUAUUUCUGCAUUGGGCUUUUGCACUGUCAUGUAAACAGAAUGCGCCUUAAGGGGGGGGGGGGGCACCUAACAUAAUCUGUGGAUGAUGAUGACAAUGAUAGUAUUGACCUUGCGCUAAGCAAGCUCAAAGCUGCUGCCUUUGGGAGCUUGCCUCGCCCUAUCUUUACGAGGGUGAUCCAGUCGCUGGUUACUCCGUUCCACCUGGUCUAAUGCCACUAGAUGUGCAACUGUGGAGAAGUGACGAGUGUGUGAGUGAGCGAGUGAGAGAGAGAGAGAUAGAGAGAAAGCAAAGGUGUGCAGUGCGAGUGUGCCCCUCCCAUCUCCGCCUCAGGAGAGCCUCGACAUUGCAACGAUAAUGAGUCGUCGUGUUGAAGCGAUGAAGGCCCUGAAGGAGAAUCCGAUGGAUGUGGAAGCCAUGAAGAUUUACCACGACUGCCACAAGGAGUUCCAGGCAUGGGUAGCAUCAAAGCAAAAGCCGGGCCAAUACACAGGUUCAAUAGACUUCAAGCCACUGACUCCGGAUGAGCUGUCUGGGCCCUCUCCAGCUUGGGUUAAAAAGGACCAAUUUAUGAAAGCAGCACCUGUGGCUGAGGGCAUAGGCAUGCACUUGUUGCGCAAGAUGGGCUGGACACCUGGUGAAGGCCUCGGAAAAAACAAAGAGGGUGCUUUAGAGCCUCUGCUUCCCAGCAUCAAGACCGACAAAAGAGGUCUGGUGUCGGAGCUAGAGACGAAACACCCUUCUGCACCUGCACACCAAGAUUUGGGAGGCAAGCAUCCCGUGUCAGCCCUGACUGAGCUGUGCAUCAAGUCACGAUGGGGCCCUCCCGACUUUACUCUCGUCGGUGAAAGUGGGCCCGACCACAAGAAAACCUUCUUAUUCAAGGCAAGCUCAGCUCUAGGGUGUCACUUAAAUUAUAGUGUACAAUUUUUUUACUCAAAACUUAGAGUGUAGGAAGGAUAACGAAUGAAGAUUGUAUUGUGCAACAUGUGGUCAUCCUUGUGCCAUAGGUUCUUUACUCAAAGCAGUGAUGCAGGCUAGUUGGUUUCAGUCAUUCGCAUUCAUA
This is a messenger RNA of Rhipicephalus microplus (southern cattle tick), 3041 nucleotides long. RefSeq lists its product as uncharacterized. Gene Ontology annotation, molecular function: RNA binding. Lineage: Eukaryota; Metazoa; Arthropoda; Arachnida; Ixodida; Ixodidae. The record is from RefSeq and is a predicted model, not a curated record. Gene Ontology annotation, biological process: regulation of mRNA splicing, via spliceosome; regulation of cell cycle.